Theobroma cacao (cacao) is the source of this 1830-nucleotide messenger RNA. The record is from RefSeq and is a predicted model, not a curated record. Lineage: Eukaryota; Viridiplantae; Streptophyta; Magnoliopsida; Malvales; Malvaceae.
CUGAGAUCCUGUAAAAAAUAUAAAAUAUAGUUCUAAUUCCAGCACCUUGACAGGCCAGAAUAAAUUGUAGAUCUUUCACCACAAUAAAGGCUGACAACAUCACUUGAAAGGCACGUUAAAUUAGGAAACCGAGAUAUAUCGAGCAACCCACCGAAGUGCGCAGUCAACUACGCACAAACCUCCUUCAGGGUUCAACCCAAGUUAACGAAUCAAGAUACGAUGAGACUAAACCAACAGACCUUCCAUGAGUCGUUGGAUGAGAUGAUUGAACAAAGUCUAGGAGGUUUUGGACAUGUACAGUUGAUACAAGCAAUUCUUGUUUCACUGCCUCUGCUCUUUGACGCCCAACAAACAUUCAUUAGCGUCUUCACCGACGCAGUUCCGACAUGGCACUGCACUGAUGAUACUACUUACAGCUCAAAUUUAGACAUUUGCAGUCUUUCUAGGAGUUCUUGGUCUUGGGAUGGUCCUUCUGAUAGGACGAUCGUCUCGGAAUGGAGCCUUGAAUGUGCUAGUUCAAUCAUCACUGGCUUACCUUCAUCGUCCUUCUUCAUGGGGUGCCUGGUGGGUGGGUUCGCCUUCUCCACCCUCGGUGACUCAUGGCUUGGUCGUAAGAAACUGCUUUUCUUCUCAUGUUUGGCAAUGUCUAUAUCUGCUUCUGCUACCACUUUAUCUGCCAACAUCUGGAUAUAUUCACUCCUGAGAUUUGUCUGUGGACUUUUCCGAUCAUCUAUCAUGACAACAGCCCUUGUGUUGUUAAUGGAGAUGGUAGGAAAGCGUUGGCGUGGUCAAGUAGGGAUUAUUGCAUUUUUCUUUUUCACCCUAGGAUUAUUAUCUUUGCCAGCUAUAGCUUACACAAACAGAGGUUCCUCAUGGAGAAUUCUUUAUUUUUGGACUUCCAUCCCAGCAAUAGCUUACUGCAUAAUAGUUUAUUUCUUUGUUAGUGAGUCCCCAAGAUGGCUUUUCCUGCAGGGGCGUGAAGUUGAAGCUAUGGCAGUUCUUAAAAAGUUUGGACCAGUUAAUGUUGAUGGCUUCAACUCAUAUCUAGUUGACGUUCCUCUGCAGGAGGAACUGACUAAUAAGUUGGAUAUGUACGCAUCCAUGAAGGACUUGUUUCGGAGAAGAUGGGCUCUAAGAAGGCUACUAGCUGCUAUGGCCCUUGGUUUUGGCGUUGGAAUGGUUUACUACGGCAUGCUGUUGGGGGUUGGGAAUUUGGGUAUCAAUACAUACUUGAGUCUUACACUGAAUGGCUUAUUAGACAUCCCAGCCUAUUUCCUUACCUUCCUCCUGAUAGAAAGAUGUAAAAGGACCACUUCAAUGCUAACAUUUUCGAUUGCAAGUGGGGUAUGCAGUAUAAUUUGUGGUGCAGCAAGUGAGCACAAAGGCAUUCAAAUUGGACUAGAGCUAGUAGCAUUUUUUAGUUCCUGCACGGCAUUCAAUGUAGUAUUGAUAUAUGUGACAGAGUUGUUUCCCACAUCUGUGAGGAACUCGGCCACAUCAAUGGUGAGGCAGGCGCUCAUCUUUGGUGCUGUGUUCAGUCCUUUACUGACUUCUGCAGGUAGAAAAAAUGAGUUUCUCUGCUAUGGAGUUCUCGGGUUAGUCAUAUUGUGUUGUGGGUUGUUCGUGGCUUAUCUGCCUGAGACUAGGGGAAUGGCUAUGUUUGAUACCUUGGAUGAACAAGAGUCUCAUGAUAACACAAUCGUAAUUGUAAGCUGAUUAAGCUGUCGACUAACGAGGAAUACAGUGUAUUGUACUGGCUGCUUGCUGCAAUAUCCAGCCACUACCUCUUCUUUGUGCUUGUUGUUACCGACUGCUAUUCUUGUUUCUUCA